AUGGGCACUUCAGUUAGUCGACAAACCGAUUUGUCUUCGAAUGAAUUCCUUGUACGUUUCAUCGCGAAGGGAACUAUUUCUAAGGAUGACAAUUUUUGGGAUAGGUUUCUUUCGUUUAGCAUUACACCGCCUUGGAAGAAACAAUUGUCGUUGGAUUCAAGAGUCGAAACGCUUUGUCAAAAGUUAUUGCUGUACGAUACGCAUACAGCAAAUUUUUCUACGCUGAUCCAAGUGUUUCAUGCUAAGGCGUCGAAGAUAUUGUCAUUAACGAAUACAGACAGUAUAGUCUUAAUAUGGCAGACUUUCAAUGCAUUAUUCGUUAUAAGAUGCAUCAUCAAAUAUCUAACAGAAACUGUAUCCGAAUACCAAAUGCUACAACACUUUGAAGCUUCAGAUAAACUAAAGACUCAGAAACAAGUAGAUAAUCAUGUAGAUAACAAUGUCAAUGCAAAUGUUAUUGUUGACAAACAAACGCAAGAUACUAGCACGCAGAUCAAUGGUGUAUCUAAAGAAAAUAAUAAAGGAUUUAGCAAACGCAUUGAAUCGUUUGUUGAAGACUUGAUUAAUAUAAUAGCCAUAGUUCCUACAAGAGAUAUUACCUAUGCUUUACAUUUGGAAGCUGUAAAUUGUGCCUUAAUUCUUCUGACAAAUAAUGUUUUUUCAAAUCAGAAGACUGAAGACUCCGUGAUAUACAAAACUGUUAUGCAAGGUGUGUGUUGUGUUAAAGCUGCCCCAUUGACGAGAGCCUUAUUACAACAUAUAAGUCAUUGCACAAAGGCUCCACCUUCGAUGUUUGGAAACGCAAGCGGAGGAUCUUUUGUAUUAGAUCUCUGGUCUUUACUGACUUUCUCAAAAUCGAGAUCACAAACAACCCAAGCAUUAAAUUCUGAUUCUCCUGAAGCAUUGGCAGAAAAUUUUAGAGAGACGACACCAUUAGCAAAUCACAGUCUGUUGUUAUUGCUCGUGUUGACUAACCAUUGUACAACUCAGAAGAACGUGUAUAGAGAUUGCUUGUUUAGUUGUGUUGACACUAAUGAUCCUAGCAAUAAUGACUCAAUAAGCUUUCGUGUUGACUUCUUACCAUUGUUCAACACUUUGUGCAACAUUGUGUGCCUGGAUCAAGCAACGCUUCUAUUGUAUUUACUGCUGCAUAAAAAUCAAAAUUUUAAAAAGUUUGUUUUGACGAAUCAAAAUCUAGACUUGUUGGUUGUUCCAAUAUUGAGGACUUUGUACAAUGCGCCAAAUAGUACAUCCCAUCACAUAUACAUGUCUUUGAUUAUUUUAUUGAUGUUGAGCGAAGAUGAUGGUUUUAAUAAAAGUGUACACCAAAUGCAACUAAAAUCUAUUCCCUGGUACACGGAAAGAAGCAUGACUGAAAUAUCUUUAGGGGGUUUAUUGAUUCUUGUAAUCAUUCGGACUAUACAAUACAAUAUGAUUAAAAUGAGGGAUAAAUAUCUGCAUACGAAUUGUCUUGCUGCACUAGCUAAUAUGUCAGGUCAAUUCAGAGACCUCCAUCCUUACGUUGCCCAAAGAUUAGUCAGUUUAUUCGAAACGUUAGCCAAAAAACAUUCAAGACUUCAACUUAUGUUGCAAAAGAAAACGCAAAACGUUCCUGUUGAAACUGUUAUCAAUACUACGGAUUCAAACGAUUUGGAGCAAGACUUAAUAGUUUUAGAAGAAGUCCUUCGUAUGGUUUUGGAAAUUCUGAACUCUUGUCUUAGUCAACAGUUACCUGCAUGUCCCAAUUUAGUUUACGCUUUAUUGUACAAUAAACAUAUUUUCGAACCCUUUAGGACUAAUGCUGCUUUUCAAGAUAUAAUACAAAACAUCGACAUGGUGAUAGGAUUCUUUUCCUCAAGACUACAAAGGGUGCAAGAGCAGAGCGAGUUAGGAGUGCAUGAAGUUCUGGUCACGAUUAAUAAAGGUUCCACACAAUGGUCAAAGGAUAGAUUAAGGAAAUUCCCAGAAUUAAAGUUUAAGUAUGUCGAAGAAGAGUCUCCAGAAGAAUUUUUCAUUCCGUACAUUUGGGGCUUGGUGCUUAAUGGUAGUGCUUUAUAUUUUAAUUCGGAAAGCUUGACAUCAGUUGCUACUGUGUAAAUUCCAGAUCUAUGAAUUAUACAACCCUCGAGACUUAUUAAAAACACAGUUUGAACUGUCAACUGUUUAUUUAUUUGACCGAUCAUAAAUAUAAUGUAGAUCCUUAAAGACACAUAGAUAAUAUAAUCAAC
Messenger RNA from Ctenocephalides felis (cat flea), 2228 nucleotides. Its product is annotated as dymeclin-like. Gene Ontology annotation, biological process: Golgi organization. Lineage: Eukaryota; Metazoa; Arthropoda; Insecta; Siphonaptera; Pulicidae. The record is from RefSeq and is a predicted model, not a curated record. Gene Ontology annotation, cellular component: Golgi apparatus.